Messenger RNA from Neoarthrinium moseri, 1527 nucleotides. RefSeq lists its product as uncharacterized. The transcript is spliced from 3 exons. The coding region runs from base 1 to 1527 and encodes 508 amino acids. NCBI's taxonomy places the organism in Eukaryota, Fungi, Ascomycota, Sordariomycetes, Amphisphaeriales, Apiosporaceae. The record is from RefSeq and is a predicted model, not a curated record.
AUGGGAUUGAGAUCCUUUAAGGAACGCAUGCUAUCGAAGAUGGCGGAAUCCAAGGCAAAGUCGAAUGUCAAUGGCGCUGCCAAACCUGCAAAGGAGCCUUCGAAGUUCAUGAACUGGCUCAACUUGACCAAAUCCAUUACUACUGACACCGAGCAAUUCAAAGAGUACGCUGAGAUAGUGGAAGCGAGAGGGAGGCUCCAAAAACAGUAUGAUGAUUUGCUGAAAGAGCAUGAACAGUUGAAGAGGGAGCACACCAAGAUGAACCAAGAUUUGACAAACGAGAAAGCCAAUGCCAAGAAGGAACGAGCAGUCCUGACUCACUCCUUCGGAGAGCACUACCAAGCUUGGAAGCAGAACGAUGGCAUCGUGGAGAAAUGUAACGAGGAGAUCGCCAAGCUGAAGACCGACCGUCAAUCGGCAAAAUCCGAGAAUCAGAAGCUACAGAGCAGGGUAAAACAACUGGAAGCCAAGUGUGCGAAUGCGAACAACUUGAACGCGGAGCAUGAGCGCACAAUCCGUGAUCUGCAAAACGAACACACGCUUCUAAGGGGCACCCUACAGACACGCGAAGCCCAACGGGACAAAUUGGACACUCUUCUCAAGCAGGCCGAAGAUAAUCUGGGACUGGGCUUUCUGAGAAGCCUCGACAAGGCGAGCGUGACUUACCUGCGUUCGAUAUUGGAGGAUCUAUCAGGAAAAUGCCAGCAGUUGACAUUGGAUUUCUUCUCAAGUGACUAUGUGCCCAAAAACCUCAAGGCUGUCAUUGAAUCGGAGAACGGGUUGAAGGGCGGUACAGUUAUACCACUCUCAGUAUCUACCUCCAAGGAAGGAAAACUAAUGCGCUGUGCGGCCGCUGGCGCCGUUAUCGCGAACACGCUUCAAAAACAUGUAUUCCGGCUGUGUUAUGUGCCCAGCGACGUGGGCCAAGCGGGCCCCAUAAUUGAGGCUGCCGAGCGGCUCCUAGAGCUGUUCGACCUGGAAAAGGAGCGGCAGGACAUAUACCGCUGCCAGCUGCUCCAGCUGCUCGAUGACACCAAGGUCUGCGAGGAAGUGGCCGAACGCGCAACCAGCGAGGCGUACAGCGUCCUGGGCCAGCUGGUGCCCAACUCGAGGUUGGACGACCUGCAGAGCGAGCUCAUCGGCCUCUUCCGGGAGGCCGUCGAGAUGUGGUCCAGCCGCGCGCAGCUUGCUCGAGACGUCGUCGUGGCGAAGCAGGCGAGCAGGGAGGACGCCGAGGUGGGGUGGUACAAGGACGUGUACGGCUCGAUAUCGGAGCCGAACUACGAGCACCGGUCCAUCUGCGCGCAUCUCUUCCCGCGGAUCGUCGCCGUCUCCGAGGGCGCCGUGCAGGUCCUGCACGGGGGCUGCGUCCUGUGGUCGAACCAGCCUGCCGUCCUGAUGGCCAAGGACGAGGCCGCCAGCGCGCAAGCGACCGCAUCAAACGGCGGCGGACUCGGCCGCGCCAAAAGGCGCUCGUCGGUGAACACGCCGAGGAGCCCAGUUGCGCAGCGCGCGCAGCUGCAGUGA